AUGAUGAUCGUUCCAUGUCAUGAAGAAAUGGCCAAGACCAAGCUGAUAACGGAGUUGGGCGUUGCCGUCCAAGUGACGGUGCCAUCUGUCAUGUCUUUCACCGACAUCGAAUCGCCCAUAGGAACCUUUGAGGCCUCGGUGUGCGAUGCCCUUGAAGAGCUCCUUGGCACGAGCAGAAGGGCCUUUCGUUGGAACGCACAGGCGUUGGCAGAUGAGAUCCGCGAUUCGGGUGGCGCAGAGCGCGCCGUGGACUUGAUUCAGGAGGUCAUUCCUCGCUCAAAGCGGGGGACCCUCCGUUCGAAAAUCUUGGAAUAA
Cladocopium goreaui is the source of this 315-nucleotide messenger RNA. Lineage: Eukaryota; Dinophyceae; Suessiales; Symbiodiniaceae. The record is from the annotation of a GenBank genome assembly.